Clonostachys solani is the source of this 1506-nucleotide messenger RNA. Lineage: Eukaryota; Fungi; Ascomycota; Sordariomycetes; Hypocreales; Bionectriaceae. The record is from the annotation of a GenBank genome assembly.
AUGGCAUCCUCAAUUCUGGCCGCAGGGCCAAUGAACGCGGUUGUCCUGAUUGGUGUUGUGGUGCUGUCGGCUGUGGCCUUCUGCUGCGUCACAUUCACCCGGAACCUUUAUUUCCAUCCUCUGUCCAAGUUCCCCGGGCCCAAGAUUGCGGCUGCUUCAAAUCUAUGGUACGCAUAUGUUAUGCACCGAGGGGUCGCUCCCAUCGAAAUGAGCAACCUUCACAAGAAGUACGGACCAGUGAUUCGGGUGGCACCAGAUGAACUGUCCUUUUCCAGUGCGGUUGCUUUCAAAGAAAUCUAUGGGCAUCAAAAGGCUGGCCGCCCAGAACUAGUCAAAGACAAGAAAUACCACAAGUUCGUCCCUGAGCCAAUUCUCAUCAAUGCUGAUCGGGAAUAUCACGGUACCCUUCGAAAGUUCUUGUCGCACGGAUUCUCCGAAAGCGCACUAAGAGCCCAAGAGGCCGUCCUUCAAGAGCAUAUCUCUAUGUUGAUGCUACGCUUGCGUGAGCAUGGUCACGAAGGUCAGGUUGCCGUCGACGUGCUCCGCUGGUACAACUCAUUUACGUUUGAUAUCAUCGGCUACCUGACCUAUGGUCAAUCGUUUGGAUGCUUAGCCACCUCCAGCAUUCAUCCAUAUGUCGAGCUUAUGUUUCAUUUCAUCAAACUCGCCAGCACCAUGCAAACCAUGCAACGCCUACCAGCUAUCAUUAAAUACCCGUAUGCAAUGUGGGCAGUGCCCAAAGAUGUCAAAGCCAACGUUGCGGAGAUGAAAGCUCUCAGCAAUGCCAAGGUCAACUAUCGCAUGGAGAAUCCUCCUCCAAUACCAGACUUUAUGGCUAAAUUGGUCGAAGCUCAUCGAGAAGGCCAGAUGACCUUCAACCAGCUGGUUGGGAAUUCCGAUGUCCUACUCGGUGCUGGAAGUGAGACGACCGCUACUGCGCUCUCAGGUCUAACAUUUCUUUUAAUGACGCAUCCUCACGUCCUCAACAAGUUGACUAGGGAGCUCCGCGAGGAAUUCUUUUCAGCUGAAGAGAUUACAGCCGUGGGAGUUAACAAGUGCAAAUAUCUCCUGGCUGUCAUCGAGGAGGGGCUCCGCAUCUAUCCCCCUUCCCCCGCUACGCAUCCUCGCUACACGCCCCCCGGGGGUAUCACAAUCGACGACAACUUUGUUCCUGGAAACAUGGCCGUAGGUGUCACCAUUCUCGCGGCAUGCCUUAAUGAAGACAAUUUUGCGGAUGGUGAUAAAUUCAUCCCCGAGCGCUGGACGGGCGAAGACUCAAGGUUCGACGGAGACAAGAAACAGGGUUCGCAGCCCUUUUCGCAUGGACCGCGGAAUUGCGCUGGGAGAAACCUGGCCUACCUGGAGCUGAAGCUCAUCAUAGCCAAUCUUGUCUGGCACUUUGACCUGGAGAAUUGUCAUGAAGGGGACUGGAUGGAUCAGAAGAUCUAUAUGGUAUGGCAGAAGGGGCCUUUGAUGGUCAAGCUCAAGCCCGUCAAGAGGAGUUGA